GUCCAUUUUCUCAGUAAGCAAGUGUUUACAAAUAAGUAAAUUCGAGGUCUCGAGGCGUUUAACUUUAAAUAUUUCCUCAAUUAUUUUAUUAAUAAAAAUACAAUUAUAAUCAUGAAAGUGAUGGCAAACAACGGGAACACGGUCAGGAUAAAGAAAGAAGCGAACGAUAUCUGGCCAGACGAAAGCGAUGAUUAUAAUUUCGAUUCAGUGGACUCUUGCCAAGUCGAAAACUUUGAAGCACUACCAUUUCAUAAAUCAACAGCAAGCCGCAAUAAUGCGGCUACGGCUUUACAGAAAAAGUUAGAUGAAAAAAUAUCCAUAGAAUUUGAGUGCAAAUAUGUUAAACUUGAAAAGAAAGCUGCAUCAACAACUAUUAGAAGAACUGAACAUCAGAAUUAUCCACUUAUUGUGAAAGUAGAAAAAAAAAUUCAGAAAAAGUACUCGAAUAAAAAAAGACUCAUAAUUUUGAUAAAAAAAAGUUUUGAUUAUUAUAAUAAUUGUGAAUUUCAAGUACAUGACCGAUCGAAACGGAAUAAACGUAGCAAACCCUUCGAGUGUGAAAUUUGUCGCAAAUCAUUUGGACAAAAAAGGUACCUUAAAGUUCACAUAAAUGGAGUACAUAAUCGGAGCAAACCCUUCGAAUGUGAAAUUUGUCACAAAUCAUUUGGAUACAAUAGUCAGGUCAAAAAACAUAUAAAUACAGUACAUAAUCGGAACACAUCUUUCGAGUGUGAGAUUUGUCACAAAUCUUUUUCAUUCAAGAGCCAUCUUGAUACACACAUAAAUACAGUUAUACAUAAUCGGAGCGAAUCCAUUGAAUGUGAUAUUUGUCAGAAAUCAUUUCGACGAAAAGCUAACCUCACAGUUCACAUAAAUACAGUACAUAAUCGCAGCAAACCCUACGAAUGUGGCAUUUGUCGUAAAUCAUUUGGAUACCAGAAUGUACUGAAAAUUCACAUAAAUUUACUACAUAAUUGGAGCGAACUCUUCAAAUGUGAUAUUUGUCGCAAAUCAUUUCGACACUUAUUUAACCUACGCAGACACAUAAGGACGGUACAUGAUGGUAACAAAUCUUUUGAAUGUGAAAUUUGUCACAAAUCAUAUAGACAAAAACAGAACCUUCAGCGUCACAUUAAUGUAGUACAUGAUCACAGCAAAUCCUUUGAAUGCGAUAUUUGUCACAAAUUAUUUAAAGAUAAAAGUUAUCUCAAGAAACACAUGAAAAGAUUACACAAUCAUAGCACACCAUUCGAGUAUGAAAUUUGUCACGAAUAAUUUGGACAAAAAUGUGACCUCAAACGUCACAUUAAUGCAAUACAUGAUCUCAGUAAACUCUUACAUUCAAUUCUGUGAUGCCCGGGAGUAGCUUGAAAGCGAGAUUUGCAGCAAAUUAUUUUCAAACAAGAGUAUCCUCAUCAAAUA
Messenger RNA from Trichogramma pretiosum, 1422 nucleotides. RefSeq names its product zinc finger protein 714-like. The coding region runs from base 112 to 1275 and encodes 387 amino acids. The record is from RefSeq and is a predicted model, not a curated record. The transcript is spliced from 3 exons. Lineage: Eukaryota; Metazoa; Arthropoda; Insecta; Hymenoptera; Trichogrammatidae.